This is a messenger RNA of Acanthaster planci (crown-of-thorns starfish), 2679 nucleotides long. RefSeq names its product vacuolar ATPase assembly protein VMA22-like. NCBI's taxonomy places the organism in Eukaryota, Metazoa, Echinodermata, Asteroidea, Valvatida, Acanthasteridae. The record is from RefSeq and is a predicted model, not a curated record. Gene Ontology annotation, biological process: vacuolar proton-transporting V-type ATPase complex assembly.
UAUUUAGUGUAGUGCAAGCAUUAGGGGCGAACUCGUUGGAAAUGGGGCGAUGUGUAUGAGUGUAAACCGUACCCCUCGGCCUACCACACUUUUGCUUUUUUCCGAACGCGUUUGCCUUUGUCGUGGAAGUUGGGGUCUAGUAACCAACGAGCGCGCAUUGUGAAACAUUAACAGCGCGAUCGUAGGGCCAGGGUGAGCUAAGGGUUAUGACUCAGAUCAGAGAUAGCAUGGAGGCAGAGGAAUCAGUUGAGAGAAAUGGACAUGACGGUACGUCAGGAGUUAGAUGAUUUAGUGGUCAACUACAGUGACACUCUUGACAAGAUUACAGAAGUGAGGCAGAGAAUGCAUAGUACACUCCAACAGGGAUUUUACCACUUGUCAAAAGCUCGUAUUUCCAUGGGAAAAGAACAAGUCGGAACAUUGCAAUUUGAUAACAGAGGAAUGAAAGCACUAGCAUAUGUCAAGAUGAGUGAAGAUGAAGAUGAAAAAGUCUGCAGCUUUCUGCUGGAGCAUCGACAGCUGUCACAAGUGUCAAAGGCAAAGUUAGUGAAAAGUUACAGCAGUUCCGUGGACGUUCGAGAUCCUCCAGUAUUAAAGGAUAAGGAUGUGGACAGUGGACAGCCACCCAUAAACCCACUGCAGUGGUUUGGAGUCUUGGUUUCACCAAACUUGAAGCAAUGUCAACUGAAUUUUAUCAAUGUUGUUCAAGACUGUUCACAUCUCGCAAGUCUACAGAAGAAAGUUCUCUUCAUAAGACAUAAGUACAUCAGUUUACUGCAGAUGAUGCAACAGGAUGGUUCAAGCAGUACGUAACUGGAUUUUAUUUUAAACUCAAUUUGAAUUCAGCUCUUCUUUGCAGUUACUCUCAAAGCGUUGCUCAAUUUGACUCUUGUACACUAUCGUUGAGAAUGCACGUUUUUUGUGUCGUUUCAAAAUCUCUUGGUUUGUCAUCACAAGGUCUUUCCAUGGCCGUCUAUAGUUAACUUACACGUCUAUGUUACUUUUGUAAAAAUCGUAAAUUAGUCCAGCAUACAAAAUUGAGUUUUUGGAGUUUGAUGAUUUGGUGAGCAACUCUUAUCUUGGAUUUUUUUUUGUACAUUCCGGUCUCGAAAUUGCGGCAUACGUAUAGUUAAAUACAGACUUGGGACUGAACCCUGACCCCCACCCACAGACAUUUCGGCGGUACUACUAAAUUUGCAAAAGUCAGAUUAAUUGUUUUGUAUUACUUGUCAAAUAAUCAAGGGUAAAAAAAAGAAUUUUAUAUGUUUUCGUCAAGAAUGACCCCGUCAAACUGUAUAAACUGCUGAUUUUAUUCUAAAUGGUCCGUGCAUGAACAUACAUGUAAACUGGCAUCGUUUCGGCCUAAUUGUGUUUCGAUGACGUGUAGAAAAUAAACAUUGUUGUAUACAUUAAUGUCUAAGAUGCAUAAACCUAAAAUCGUACACUUAGCUGGGCAAAAUAAUUGUGAGAUUUGUUCCCAAAUGAAGGAGUGCGAGACGGAGGUGGAGAGAAACGUAAUUUGCGUGACAUACGUGUGAGAGUGCACUCGUGUUCAGGUGCAGUGCCAUCAAGAUGGGGAAUAACGCGGUCAGCGUAGAGUACCUGGACCUGAAUCUAGUCUACCGGGCUUAUUUUUAGUUUAUUUUCGUUAAUCAUUACUCACGUGCCGUUACUUUCUGAAACGCCAUAGAAACGUAAUAAAUAAGACACUGAUUACUUACUUCUUGAAACUGAAAGAGGUGUGUGAAAGAACCUGUACACCUCUUCCCCAUAGUGCCCAUGUGUAAUUAGAUGUCCUGGAAUAUGUACUAUUGAGUUCCAGGCUGUACAGGUCACCAUCUUGUUAUCCAUGCUGUCUUUGAGACACUGCUGAUUUGUCACCCACCAAGUGUAAUCUGAGUAAUUCAGUUUGUUUGGACCUCAAGAAACCUCCCUAUUUCUCUACGAAACCUCGUCCUUUUUAUUAUGAAGCACUUUGGAAGAGGUAUUUAAAUUAACUGUCCAUAUUUACGGAAAUUUCAUCACAUCUUUGAGAAGAUCAUCAUUCCAUGUCCACUGACUGUAUACUUACAUAUAAGACCAAAAAUCAAGCGCUGUUUGUUAUGCCAUAGUGUUUAUGCAGAAACAGUUUGUGUGUAAAUUGAGGUCCUAUACAAAUUUGAGUGAACGAUAUAACAGUUUGACGUGUUUGAUUUGAAAGUAUACAUGUACAUUACUGAAGAACACUAAAAAUGCUAAAUAGAUAAUGAAAUUGAAUGCAUGCUUUUGACUUGUAAAUGUCUGUGAAUGUUCAUUGUGUUAAGUUGAAUGACUUUGGCCUGAAUUUAGCUGGGAAACCUGUAUUUAAGUGAUGUAUACAUUGUGAGCAUAUUUAGCCUGUGGGAUGCAAACACGAUGUGUUAAAUAAUUAUUACAAAAACGGCUGUGAGCAAACCUAAGCAGCCUGCUCCUCUAACAAAAAAAAUUAAAGAGAGUAGACUUAAAUGAAAAAAUGUGUUUCUCACGGAAUUCUUGCAUUUUGUGUUUCUCUUUUAUGCAUGUAUGAUAAUUUUUCAGAAAAAACUUGAUGGCCGUGUAAUCGCAUGUAGUUUGAGCAAAAUGCCUUGAAAACGGACCUAUUUUAUCUGUCAGGAGUCAAGGGAAGGAGAUUAAAGUAAUUGCUAAAAACAACGAAAAUUA